AUGUCCUACAGCGCAUCACAGUUUGAGGACAUCACUGUUGCGAUACACCGCAAAAAUGGCAAGAAAAUCCCAAAAGACCAGGAGGCAUUACUUGAAAAAGACUCAUCAUGGAUACAUCUAUUGAGAACAAGACCUCAUGGCGUGGCCAAUGUGCCUGACCACGUGCUUCAGACAGUAACGACAGCACAUGAAGCACGUUUCAGGCAGACGACCAGCCACGCUGUACAGCCCGUCGAGCAUGCGACACCUGUAAUGGCAGAGUCUUCACAGUCUUGCAGUACGCCUGAAUCCUCUCCCGAGCGGCACCUCUCCAGUUGGCCGGCAUCACCAGAUGAGCGUCGCCCUGAGCAGUACGAGAAGCCCGAAUCAUCGCUUGUUGAAGAGACGCCCCACCCUCAGCAUGCUCGAGCCGCAUACCGAAGAGCAGCAUUGGAUUGGAAGAGGGCCCCUUGCCCAGCAGUCAUGUCAAGCCUUGAAGAGGAAGAGGAAAUGGACGUGCGACUGCCAUGCGGCGAAGAUGACGAAGAUGAACAGCGAGGGGAUGCGGCUGAGGAUCACGACGAGGCUCCUCGCCGAUACUCCAAUCACCAAUUACAAAAAUCUACUCUGCAGGUUACAAACACGCCACCAUGCGCACAGCCAGACGAUAUCGUCAUUCCAGCAACAGUCAUUGCAGGGAAAGUGGCACGGGCUGGCCAUGAUGCAAGGCAACGGCCAGUCAAACGAUUUAAGCCGAUAGACUUCAAUAGCCCGAUCAAGCUCAGGGAGGGAGGCAUGGUCACAAGGAGCGGCCGCAUGCAGUCGUUGAAGCAUCUGGAGGUUACAGAGACACAAGAGACGACCGUGUCCAGCUCCAUUGUGCCUGCGACUCUCACACAGACACAAACCCAAAAUGUCACAAACGCAGCAGAAAAGAUUGCUCAAGAUGCACCAGCAGAGACAAGUGACAGUGAAAGCUCGGCUUCCGUAGCCCAAGAAGCACCCUCGUUGUCGGCUGAGCCUUUGAGCGUAAAAUCACAUUUGUCGGGCAACGACGAGGGCGUGGAAGAUGGUCGAAAUCAUGCGUCGACGCCUCUAGAUGAAUUCGCCGCCGCAUACCCAGACUAUUACGAGUUGUACAACGGAACGCAGGGCAACUUUGUCAAGGCCUGCCUCUGUUUGGAACACCUGCGAGCCGAGCGCUGCCUGCGAGACUACCUAUACGACGAGUUUAUUCGCCUGUUUACGUACAAAUAUCUAGACUACGUUGAGAACGCGAGGCCGGACCAGGAGCCGCUGCCGGCCGUUGAGUGGUUCAAUAUUCAAAAGGGCCAGCCACUGUACCUCGGACAAAUCAUUAACAACGACAAUCUCAAUCAUGUGUUGGAAUUUUACGAGGAGGAAGUUGCAGCGAUCCGCAGUCUCAUGGUGCAAAGUUGCGAGGUUGAGACGACAGAAAGUGCGGCGUCGCCAAGGACGACAGAGUCGGAUACAGCAUCGCCAACGCCACUACCAGAAGCAGCACAGGAUGUGAUGGAGGUCGACACCGUCGCGCCAGAAACAGAGAUUGAUGCAGAUGGUGUGGUGAGUCGUAGAGUGCCGGCGCGGGACGAUGUUACGCAUCAACGGCUCAUCUCUGAGCAUGAGCCUAUCUUUUCUAGCAACGCUUUGGUUGAGAGGAAUGUCGUCUCGACGCCGAAAAGAGCCGCUUCUGUGACAAGUUUUGCGACCAGCCCACAAGCAGCGUCGCCGCAACUGGGUAGCAGGAUCUUUUCGACCAUUCCGCCGUCGUCGGCAAGGUCCAAUGCGCCCGUGGGCACACAAUAUAGGCAGCAGCUUAUUACGAUGCAAGCGCCUGCGGGCGAGGAGGAGAAGCGCCUGCGGAGGGAGAGGAUACGCGCGCUCGUGCGGAACAGAGCCUCGAACAGCGCUCGUAGUGUGAGCAGCAAAGCAGGUUCUGUUGUCUAG
Messenger RNA from Beauveria bassiana ARSEF 2860, 1947 nucleotides. RefSeq lists its product as uncharacterized. The transcript has a single exon. Lineage: Eukaryota; Fungi; Ascomycota; Sordariomycetes; Hypocreales; Cordycipitaceae. The record is from RefSeq and is a predicted model, not a curated record. The coding region runs from base 1 to 1947 and encodes 648 amino acids.